UUUAUUCUUCCACGAUAUAUGACUGUAUGUCAUAUCUAGUAACGUUAUCAUUUUUGGUAAUACAAUUAAUUUAGAGUAAUAAAAUAAAAUAAUCACUUCUAAGUUCUAAAAUAGAUUAUGUAUCAUACACCAAGUUCAAGCUUAAAUUUAAUGUGAACUCAACCACCCUUUUCAUACCUAUGUUCCUAUUUAUACUUUUUUUUCCCAACCGUUUUCAGUGACAAUUGAGUCUUCUCCACACUCCACAUUGCCACUACACUUUCAAUAAGAUUUGAUUAUUAUGUCUCAACCAUCAAAUGCAAAACAUUGUUGUUUCUCUGGUUUGUUACACACCCUUCUUUGUGAUGGAAAUGGAAACUUUUCUGAUCAAAUCAUAGAAUCAUAUGAAACACAAAAAGUGCAUCCAAAAAAUAAGAGUGCAAUGGCUAAUGCAGCUUCUACACCAGGAGUGAUAGCAAGGUUGAUGGGGUUAGAUUCAAUGCCAAGUAAUUCCAACUUGGAAUUUAAAAAAACCAUCCCAGAUUCUGAAAUUGUGGAUUACAUGUUGGAGUUUGAUAAUGCAAGCCAAUCCAACCAUCGCCGAGCGAAAAUCUCGGCUUCAUUCAGGGAGGUUUCUGAAUUAUUUCGGCACAAGAACCGCCGUGAAGUUCUUGUGCUGUGUCGGGAUAGUGGAAGAGGAGAUAGUAAUGAUGAAAAGAAGAGCAGGAAAUUUUGCAAGCUGAAAAAUGAGCCUAGAAUUGUAAAAAAUGGUUGUUCUUCAAAGGUUAGAAGAAGUUACAAAGAUGCUAAUUGCAUUUACAGAAAGAGUGAUUGUGGGUCAUGGUCAAGCACUAAAUUGAAAAAUAAGCAGAUUGAAGAACUCUUUGAAUUAAAGCAAAUGAAAAAUAUGAGAAAGCAAUGGUCACAAAAGAAGAUAGAGAGUGAAUAUAGCCCAGUUUCAAUCCUAGACAUCAAUGACUAUAAAUACCUCUAUGGACCUGAUUUUCUAGAUUAUUCAAACUCCUUAAUGUCACCAACAAUGUGGGAAUCUUCAGAGAAAAAGUUGCUGGCUGAUGAAAUUGAAGAUAGAGCAAUGAAGAACAAAGGCUACUCCUCAGAAUUAGAGAUGAAGAUUUGCAACUUAAUUGAAAAUGAUAUGAAAGACUUACAUUUCACACAAAAGGGUAUAUGUGAGAUUGAAAGGUUUGAGGAGAUUUGUUUGGUAUAUGAGCAUCACAUUUUUAACUCUCUGCUGCAUGAAAUUGUGAAUGAACUUGUAGAAACAUUCUAGUUUAAAAUUAUAAUCAAUUGAUGUGUAACAGUAAUAGAUAAUUUAAUUACUUUAACAUGAUAGGACUAUGCUUUAGAGUUUAAGGUUUAGGGUUUUACUCAUAACAGUUCUUUGUUUUUAUUUUAUUCUUAUUACCUUAAAUUGAAUUAAACCACACAUUUAAACUUUGGCAUCACUAGACUUUAUCAGAUGAUACACUUGCAUAUGGUGAUGCCGUCCCCUAACGGAGCAAGUGAAAUUUGGACUCAAGAAUCGGCAACGACUCAUCUACUGCCCGCCGGGUCUAUAAAAUUCUGGAA
Arachis ipaensis is the source of this 1569-nucleotide messenger RNA. RefSeq lists its product as uncharacterized. The record is from RefSeq and is a predicted model, not a curated record. NCBI's taxonomy places the organism in Eukaryota, Viridiplantae, Streptophyta, Magnoliopsida, Fabales, Fabaceae.